AUGUUGGGCAAAAAUGUGGAAAACGUGGAGAACGAAAGAAAUUGGAAGGGCGACUGGGAUACCAAAAUGGCGGCCGACGAAGAACUUCUUGAAGAAGGGCGGAAGAAGGACAAGGGAGGAGGAGGGAAACUGAUAUUUUUAAUGGCUGCGGCGUCUAAAGCCACUCUCAUGUAUUUCGGUUUACACGUUCUCGCCGCCAUUGCUGGAAAAGCUCUCGUCGUCGCCAAAGUCGCCCUUGCGAUCGCCACCGCGAUCGUCCUGAAGAAAGCUCUGGCUCACGAGGAAAAGACAUCGUACGAGAUCAUUAAGCAUCCUCAUCACAGCUUCAUCCAAACGCACAGCUCCAGUGUGGAUUACGACCACCAUGACCAUGGGUUUGAAGAAAGCGGACAUCGCAGAAGACGUCGACGAACCAGAAGAUAG
Molecule: messenger RNA, 423 nt
Organism: Orussus abietinus
Lineage: Eukaryota; Metazoa; Arthropoda; Insecta; Hymenoptera; Orussidae
Exons: 3
Coding region: 1-423 (140 amino acids)
Source: RefSeq, a predicted model, not a curated record